Molecule: messenger RNA, 1551 nt
Organism: Phytomonas sp. EM1
Lineage: Eukaryota; Euglenozoa; Kinetoplastea; Trypanosomatida; Trypanosomatidae
Source: the annotation of a GenBank genome assembly
GGCGUAUCCCACAGAAUAUUUGUGGUGGACAAUAAAUAAACAACAAUAGUGAAGUAAACCUCUUGGUGUUUUUACUCUUAAUACAGGCAUGAUGAAUCCGAAUGCGAUCCCGUAUAAAGUAACCCUUCCAGUCGGAGAGAUAAGCAAGAGCGCUAGCGUUACAAGUAGCAGCCGGUCGCCACUUCUCCGAAGUGCAACGCUAACCUCUACUGACCGCCCUCGACAACUUCAGGGGACUAAAGAACAGCUUGAUAAAAACGAAAGGCAUCAGCUUCAACGCAAUCAACUAAAUACACCACAGAGUAGCUCAUCUGUUUCAUCGAGCUCAUUGGACCUUCUACAGCAGGACCAGCGGACUGCAGUGAUUCGUUACACCAGGGCGGAGCUUUUGCAAGUGCAGAAGGCGGUGCUGCAGGACGUCGCGCAGGGACCCAUUGUCGACAUGCCACCGUUCAAGGGAGUGCCCUUAUUGCUCACACCUUUUUUGAAGCUAGCGUAUGCGCUUGAAUAUAUCGAUGUGGAGGCAUCCAUAGCCCGCGCGCGCGAUGCUGGAACCCAAGGACACGAAAUUCCUUGCGGGGUGUCCGUUAUGGCAACCGGGGUAUCACCGGCGUCAGUUAUGCCCUCUUCCUCUCCAUUCUUGAUCGACUCUGUUGUGGAUCAGAAGCGCGCUAAAAAUAACAACACUCAUAGCCAUGAUCACUGCGGUGUGCGCACGCAUCCAUGUCUGAUAUGUAUGCAAGGAUGCAGUCCGUGUCCUAUGCUUAGCACCUUACUCCGGCAAAUCACCCAGCAGCUUCUCAGGGCGCGGCUUAGUGCGUGUUUGCUCCAGUCCAAUGAGGUCGUCUGGGCGCAGCUUCAGCUUGCACUUGUUUUUGAGGCCAAGAAAAGCUCCCUGCGAAUGCGCUUGCUAGCCGAGAAGCACCCCGAGGUCGUGCGCAAGGUUGCGGAAUAUCUUUACGGCGAGGGCUAUCAUCUACGCCUGCCUGCUGUGACUGCGCACGAUGAGUGGACUCAGCUCAUGAAAAUGCUCAAGUACGAUGCAAUUCGCGACAACGCCACGCGCAUCAAGACGGAUUUGUCGAAGCGCUGGAGGCGAUACCACACACCAUUCGAGCAGUUUGUGUUUUUCUUUUCUUUUCGCGAUGACAGACCAAAUGGUGCGGUUAGAAAUGUCGUGACGCGGUCUGUGAAGCCUGGUAUGGUGGCAAUAUUGACUGGUGACCUUGUGGCAAUGUAUCUUCUGCACAAACUCGGCUUUUUCAUUCCACCUGAUUACUAUUGGGAGGUGUUCCCCUUCAUGAAGCGUUCUGUGGGAAAGCAUGCUGCACCACAAGUCCUGGUGAGACACUUUGCCCUAUACUUGUCAUCAAAGCAGUGCCCUGAUAUCUACAAUCCAGUUGAAAAUCUUUGCAUGAAGAAAUAUACGGAAACCAAUUGGUCAAAAAGGUAAAGAAAGGUUACGUUAUUAGAAUGAUAGUUUCUAACCCUGAAAACCAUAGAAAUUUUAAAAAUGGCAUCUAAAUGUAACAAUAGGUGCUAACUCUUUAA